Molecule: messenger RNA, 1530 nt
Organism: Cyprinodon tularosa
Lineage: Eukaryota; Metazoa; Chordata; Actinopteri; Cyprinodontiformes; Cyprinodontidae
Product: integumentary mucin C.1-like
Exons: 3
Coding region: 177-1181 (334 amino acids)
Biological process (GO): immune response
Cellular component (GO): extracellular region
Molecular function (GO): chemokine activity
Source: RefSeq, a predicted model, not a curated record
GAGUGAAAGAACUCUGCAGCUUGAAAGACAUUCACCACGUGUUUGCUGUUUGAGUAAGACUUGUUGAAAUCUUCUCACUUGUAUACAUUUCAACAAACGGGGGGAUAAUUUACAAAGAAACGGUGCUCACUGAAAAUCGACGGAUAACCACUUAGGAUCAAAGUACUCUGCCCAAAAUGGAGUUCAGCCUGAUUUUAUUCUCUAUUCUUUCUUUCACAACAUGGAUGAACUUGGUACAAGCAAUGACGGGACCUGUAAAUGCAUGUCCGUGUGUUUUCGUCUCUGAAACAAUAGUCCAUCAUUCUAAAAUUGAAAGGCACGUAAUACAGAAGGAAGGCAUCUGUACUAUUGAAGCAAUUGCGUUUUGGUUAACGAAUAGAAAGUUGAUAUGCUCGAAACCUGAUAACAAGUGGGCAAUAAAUGUGCUGAAGAAAAGACAGCAGAAAACAACAGUAACACCAAGAUCAAAAACGCCAGCAUCACCAACUUCAAUACUGUCAACACCUACAUCAGCCCCAGAAACUGAGCCAUCAUCCACACCAACAGACGCUCUAUUAGUGACAGCAACAGAACUAUCAAGCCAAACAUUAUUCCCAGGAUCAGAACCAACAUCAACACCAAAGACAACAGCACCAAGAUCCCAAACACCAUCAACACCAACAUCAGCACAGUCAUCAACAAUAGUAACAUCAACAACAACAUCAGCAGAGUCAUCAACAAGAGUAAGAUUAAGCUCAUCGUCGUCAUCAUCAUCAUCAUCAUCAUCAUCAUCAUCAUCAUUCCCAGGCUCAGAACAUACAUCAACAACAUCAACAUCAAAGACAACAGUACCAAGAUCCCAACCACCGUCAACACCAACAUCAACACUGUCAUCAACAAUAACAUUGAGCUCAUCAUCAUCAUUCCCAGGAUCUGAAUCAACAGCAACAUUAGCACCAUCAACAUUAACAUUCUCAACACCAACCUCAGCACCGUCAACAACUUUAACAGCAAUAUUACCAUUAACAUCAAGACCAAACAACCUUGCUACUGUGCCUAGUACAAGGACAGUAAGUGAUCGUAUACGAGCAACGUUCAUGGCCAGACGAAAAGCUUUCACACGAAGACGUUUUACAACAAGGAGGCGACCAAAAAAGAAUCUGAAGGCAUGGCAGAAAAAGUGUUCAAAGAAAUCGCUGUAAAUGCUGUCAGCCAAGUUUGUGCUACAAAAUAUCAAAUGCAAUACUAAAAUCCGGAGGCUUUCAAUACUAUGCAGCUCAUAAAACUUUAGAUAAACUGAGUAUAAAGGGUUCUAACACUUGCAAUUUUGUUUCCUUCCCUUUUUCUAUCUCAUUUUUUUUUGCAGCUUUUUCACAGCAAGUAUCUUAAACAUAAAUAUUGUAUUGUUACCCCUCCAGGUGUCCUGCGUGGGUAGAUAAUCAAAGCUAUAGCACAACAAAAUAAUUGCAAAGCUUUAUAUCUGCACAACAAUCCUGUAAAAAGUUAUAAAAUCAUAUUGUUUUUUAUAAAUCUGUAUGUAAAAUGAAUAUA